This is a messenger RNA of Rotaria sp. Silwood1, 615 nucleotides long. The record is from the annotation of a GenBank genome assembly. Lineage: Eukaryota; Metazoa; Rotifera; Eurotatoria; Philodinida; Philodinidae.
AUGACUAUUAGUGCCAGUGCAUUUAUUAUGGAUUCACAAACCAUGAAAUGCGAAAAGCUACUUGAAGAAAAUUUCUACAAAACAUGCACGUGUUCGGAUGAUAUACUCUAUCUUAGUACCUAUCAUGAAAUUCAACAAGUGUUAGCAUAUUCAUGUUCGGAUCUUCUAUCGGUUAAGUCUGUUUUUACGUGUCAUGAAAAGAAAUGUAUUGAAGGUAUGUCUUAUCAUGAUGGUAAACUUGCUUUAGUUAUUAAUGGUCGAUGUGGAACAAAACCUCAAGUAGAAAUUCUAUCAACCACAACAUACACUUGUUUAUUUUCGAUAACUAUUAAAGACGCACAUGGGCAUAAUGAAUGUCGUAUCUCGUCACUUGGCUCAAGUGGUUGGCUUAUGAAAGAUCCAGGCACGUACAAUAUUCAUCAUAUCACAGAGAACAACAUACUUCGGAUGACCCCAAGGUAUCAUUAUGGUCAUCCAUAUAAUGUAAUUCAAUUUGGAACAGAUUAUUUAGUGGUCUUGACAGCCACCAGUUAUAAUAUACACAGAUUAAAAUAUGUACCAAUCAAUGAGUUGACACCGUCGGAAGUAUGGAAUGACUCUUGUCGUGUGUCAUAA